Molecule: messenger RNA, 657 nt
Organism: Peronospora matthiolae
Lineage: Eukaryota; Oomycota; Peronosporomycetes; Peronosporales; Peronosporaceae
Source: the annotation of a GenBank genome assembly
AUGGGCGACGCGAAUGGUGAAGCGCCGCUGGGCACGUGGGCGCAGCGCAAGGAAGCGCGACGCAACAUGUACGCGAGCAGCACCGACCAAGUUCGUGUACAUCGUCGAGGCUUGGGAGCAUCUUCAUCAGCAGCUUCCAGCAUCGCUGCCAUGUGUCAGAAAUGUCUUCGGCCGGGCCACUGGACCUACGAGUGCAAGAACGAGGCCGUGUACGUGCACCGACCGUCGCGGUCUCAGCAGCUCAAGAAUCCAAAGCUGCGUCAGCGAUUUAAUACGGAUAAGCCCCCUGAAUUGCAAGAGGAGGGAGGCAAGGCGUCGAAGAGUGACAAGAGAAAGAAGCUGAAGCGCACGGUCCAGGAUCGAGCGAGUGUCAAGAAAAAGACGAAGAAAAGCAGCUCGCAACGCAGACGCAGACCUAGUGUCAGCAGCGGUAGCAGUAGUAUCAGCUCGGACUCGUCUUGCUCGGACAGCGUGUCUAGCUCGGACUCAUCGAGCUCGGGUAGCCCGUCUAGCUCGGACAGCCCGUCUGGCUCGGAUAGCUCGGAUAGCUCAGACUCAUCCAGUAGCGAGAGCGAGAGCACUUUGUCCUCGUCAGGCAGUGACCAUGGCUCGAAGCGGAAACAUCGUGUGAAGCGGCGCCGCAAGAACCAGAGAUGA